Messenger RNA from Diachasmimorpha longicaudata, 2391 nucleotides. RefSeq lists its product as uncharacterized. The record is from RefSeq and is a predicted model, not a curated record. Lineage: Eukaryota; Metazoa; Arthropoda; Insecta; Hymenoptera; Braconidae. The transcript has a single exon. Bases 119 to 2323 code for a protein of 734 amino acids.
UAUGUGUGGACGGUGAUAUCAAAUAUCGUAUUAUCAGUUCAGAAAAGGUGGCAAUUAUUGAGUUGCGACAUAAUAUUUGUGUGAACUCUUACUCUUCUUUUCAUUUCAUUAUCCCAAAAUGGAGUUGAAUAACAUUAAAUCUCAACGAAUACGCGAGCUGGCUCGAUUACGAAUGAGUGAACGCCGAAAAGUUCAAAAGGAUCAUGCCAGUGCGAAUCAGAGGAGACUUGAUAAAGAGUUGAUAGAUGACUUAUUAAGUGAUGAGGAAUCAAAUGAAUCGAAUGGAUUAUUUGCGGAUAAUGUCGAAUUGGAUUCUUCAAACAUAACCUCCAAGCGAAUUGCAGGUAUUCAUUCUGAUGAGGGGAUAAGUCACAGAAAGAGCAGAAGUGUCAGUGAAACAAGUGAUAAUUUUGAGAUAGAAAACGAAGACAGGAGUGAUUGUGAAAAUUUGGCUGAAAAUUUCUAUGACUGUGAAGAACGGGAUGACAGGUUGGAGAGAUCCAUUGGCAGCGAAAAUGAUAUUUGGGAGGCCAGUGUCGCAGAGGAAGAUUUUUCAGAUUUCGAUGAUGAAAUCGAAGCACCUGAAAUUGAUGAACUUCGUGAAUGGUCUCUUCAAGUUCCACCACUUCCUCACACUCGAGUGGAUGGUUUACUGAAAAUUUUGCGAAAAAGAUUAUUGCCUACACUGCCAGCUUGCUCCAAGGUUUUUCUUGAUACAACAAAUGCUGAAUAUAAGAUUCAAAAAUAUGUUGACAGUGAAUUUGUUUAUUUUGGAGUGGCCAAAACGCUGAUUAAAACUGUUAAUCCUUAUUUCCAUGGAACCAAUGUACUUCAUCUUAUAAUUAAUGUUGAUGGUAUGCAAUUGUUUCGGUCAAGCACUCGGCAAUUUUGGCCGAUACUGUGCCAAGUUUUCUCUGAAGAGACAGAAUAUGAACCUUUUCCUGUUGCCAUUUAUUCGGGAAAUAAAAAACCAACUGACGUGGGAGAGUUUUUGAAAAAUUUUAUCGAGGAACUCGAGGAAUUGCAUACAAAUGGAUUACUGGUAAAUGACCGAGUAUUCAAAAUUUGCCUCAAAGGAUUUGUCUGUGACACGCCUGCUCGUGCCUUUUUGAAACAAAUCAAAGGACAUGGAGCAUAUUGGGGUUGCGAGAGGUGCACUGUGAAGGGAGAGUAUGAGCAGCAUCGAGUUAUCUACGUUGAUGUUGAUGCUGAAGAAAGGACUGACACAUCGUUCCCAUCGAAUCCUGAGCAUCACACCGGCAUCUCUCCUUUACUGAAGAUUAAACCUGCUGUGAACAUGAUCGAUAUGUUCGUCCUCGAUUUCAUGCAUCUAUUAUGUUUAGGUGUGAUGAAAAAGCUGUUAAAUUAUUGGAUUUCUGGAAAACAAUCAAAAACGAAGUUAAGCCAACAAACACAAUUGCUUUUGUCUAAAUUACUAACUAACUUACAAUCACAGAUACCUGCUGAAUUCCAAAGAACCACUAGAUCUUUGACAAAUUUUGAACUUUUUAAGGCGGUGGAGUUCAAAUUUAUUCUUCUCUAUGCUGGACCAGUGAUCUUUCGAAAGAUAUUAUCUGACAAAGUUUUUAAACAUUUCUUACUACUGCAUGCAGCAUGUAGAGUUUUGUGUUCGAAGGAAGAGGCUCUAAAAAACUGGGAAUGUGCAGAAAUUUACCUCAGAAAAUUUGUUGAAUUAGCAUCAAAAUUAUACGGAAAGACUAUUUUAAUUGGAAAUAUUCAUAAUCUUAUACAUUUAGCUGAUGACGUCAAAAACAUGGAAUGUCCCCUCUACCACAUUUCAGCAUUCCCUUUCGAGAAUGCACUUGGCAAAAUUAAAAAGCUCCUUCGAACAGGUAACAGACCUCUUGCCCAAGUAUGUCGUCGAUUGCAUGAGUUAUUUUUUGCUAGAUCUCCAAAGCUUUCAACUCCAUCUUCUUCGAUAAAAAUAUUGAAGAGUCUCUGUGCCGAUUCAAAUGGGAAAAUUAUUAUUAAGCGUUUAAUGUACAAAGGAAUUAUUCUUACACCCACAGCUCCCAAUAAUACAGUACUUUUAAACACUGGAAUACUUUUAGCAAUUAAUGAAAUUUAUCUUCUACCCAAUGAGACAUUUGAGAAUAUUGAAAUUCGUGGAAUUCAGCUGGUUAAAAUAAAAUCCAUAUUCACGUAUCCUUGUGAUUCUGCCGAUUUAAAUAUGUGGUGUGUUAGUAAAAAGAAAGGAAAGCUGUUAACACGAAAAUUGAAUUGUGUCUUACAAAAAAUGGUUACUCUAGAAAUGAGUGAUAAAGAAGAAAAGAUCUAUACAAUGCCAUUACUGCAUAUGUAAUUUCCAAGCAUAUGGCUCUUAAAUGAUCCAUCAUUGAUCAUUUUCAAUUAUAUGCUUUGAAUAAACUU